Molecule: messenger RNA, 897 nt
Organism: Ostreobium quekettii
Lineage: Eukaryota; Viridiplantae; Chlorophyta; Ulvophyceae; Bryopsidales; Ostreobiaceae
Source: the annotation of a GenBank genome assembly
AUGCACGCGGGCAUGACGGAGCAAUUGUCCGCGUGGGCCUCCCAGGCGGCCUGCCUCCUGCGGCCGUCGCCCGUCCUGCCUCACGGAGAGUACGACCUGGCCGGCGGCGUGCGCACCGCCCUGGCGGCCUUCCUGUGCCUCACCGUGGCGCGGGUGGCCUUCAAUCUGAUUAUGAUGGGCAGGUCGGGCCCCUCGGAGCCCUGCGAGGACGCCACCCCGCAGGAGUGGCGCCUGGAGGAGGUCUGGCAGGCGUGCGGGGCGAUCUGCCUGUGGGCACUGGCGGCGUGGGCGGAGGCGACGGGGGAUUCGCCGUGCUCUGCGCUCGACGCUGGGCCGUGCGCGGCGGGCUGGCCGAAUGUCGGCGUCUCCGCGCGGGGCGCGUUCGUGCUCGAGGCGCAGAUGGGCUGGUACGCGCACAAGCUGGUGGCGCCGUGGAUCAACCUGGCGCUGUUCCCGUCAAUAGAUUCGGCCCUGCACGGCAUGGCCGCAUUUUCAGGCAGUGCCCUGGCCUACCGGUAUGACGGCAUCGGGAUCGCGGUAGCGGCGACUACCGCGUUUGCCGCGCCGCCGCUGCUCGGCGCCACGAGAUUGAUCCGCCCGAUGGGGCGGGCGAGAGGCCCGGUAGCGCUGAUUGGUUGCGUGGUUUUCGCGGGGAUUGCCGUGCUGGCGCCGAUUGGGGUGAUGAAGGGCGUGGUGGUGGAUGGGCUGGGGGCUGCGAGGGAGGCGGGGGGCGCCUGGGGGGUGUAUUGCGGCGGCGUGGCGCUGUUGGCUGUGCUGUACGGACUGCAGUGCUGGUGGCUGCUGGGCGCCCUGAGACGCCUGCGGCAGACGGAGGAGGCCGGCGAGGAGGGCGCGGUGCAGGACGGGCGUGGAGACGAAGCGAAAAAAGAGCAGUAG